Molecule: messenger RNA, 807 nt
Organism: Annulohypoxylon maeteangense
Lineage: Eukaryota; Fungi; Ascomycota; Sordariomycetes; Xylariales; Hypoxylaceae
Exons: 4
Coding region: 1-807 (268 amino acids)
Source: RefSeq, a predicted model, not a curated record
AUGUCUUCUCCCAGCCAUGAUAGACGUGCGUCUGUUGCCGAUACCGAAUAUGCCAUUCCCGACGCCCCUCGAGCGGCAACUAAACUACCUGAUCAACAAAUCUGGGAUAAUGCUAGAUUUGCGUUACGCAUCAUAUCGACUACACUCGCUCUUCCUUUCCUAGGAAUAGCCCUCGCUGGCUUUGCAGCACCUAGGGGAUUCAGCGGCUACCCAGUCCUAUCCACUCCACUGGCUAUCGCAAUACUCGCGUACGACUUUGCCGAGUAUGUCGUGAUGUGUGUCCGGACGAGAAAGACAGGUAUCCGCCCACAAAUCUCUCUUGGAUUCGAACUCGUCCUCUCGAUUGGAGGUAUCGCACUAUCAGCCAUCCUCAUCAACUUCGCAUUCGACUCAUAUUCGUGGCACGACUAUUACGAUGGAAGAGAAGGGACUCCCGUCCCUGGAUACGUCGCCAAUGGCAGUCUAUGGCUCGGCAUGAAUAUCAUUGCCAGUGUUCUUGGCAUGGUCGCCUCAUUGGUUCACUUUGUCUUAUUCGUUCGCGAUUGCGUGGAAGUUCAUCAUUAUAGGAAGAGCAGUUCUGUAGUGAAAGAGCAGGAAGUGGUACCCCCAGUCAACUCAGGUUUCGAACUCGACGGCAUCGAAGAGAAGGCGCCACCUAACACUCUGUCCCAGUGUACAUACGACACGGAAAUCAAAGCGAGCGACUCACACUACGGAACAUUACUGGAUAUAACCUCCAUGUAUUUAAUCAGCAAACUUCCUGGGGACUCGCAUACGUUUAAUAUUUGUUUUGGUAAUGGAAUUUAA